GGACAGGGGAGAAGACCCUCGAGUCUCCUGCCCUCGGCAGUUGGGACCCAGAGUAUCUGCCUCUGGGUGUUUCCGUGCGUGUGCAAGAGCACAUGCGUGUUCAGCAAAGUGGGGGGAAGAGCAGCCCUGAAUCCUCUGCUUUCCUGCGGGGGAGGGCUGGCGGCUGAGGGAGCCCACCCCCAGCAUCCGAGCAGAUGCUCAGUGGACAGUGGGCAUGUGGCACGGUGACCACGGAGUCACCAACCGGGCCUCCUCCACAGCCUUCAUCUCUGUCUCGGGCAUCUGCCCCCUGAACCUUGACCAGGUCUGGCACUUCCUGACCCUGUGUCCUGAGCUGUCCCUGGACUGGUUCGUGGAGGGCCGCCUCGUCGGCUCCCUGUGGGCUGAGGAGAGACUCACUCAGGAGUCGCUGACGCUGCACAGGCCCGGGGGCCGCACGGCCCACCUGCACGUGCUGGCCAUGCACCGCCCCUUCCGGCAGCAGGGCAAGGGCUCCAUCCUGCUCUGGCGCCACCUGCACCACCUGGGCGGCCGUCCGGGCGUGCACCUGGCCGUGCUCACGUGCGAGGACAGGAUGGUGCCCUUCUACCAGAGGUUCGGCUUCCACCCUUUGGGCCCGUGUGCCGUAGGCUCACUCGCCUUCACGGAGAUGCAGUGCUCCCUGCGGGGCCACGCCUCCCCGCGCAGGAACACUGGCUGCUGA
Messenger RNA from Physeter macrocephalus (sperm whale), 703 nucleotides. It is a transcript of the gene AANAT, whose product is annotated as aralkylamine N-acetyltransferase. Gene Ontology annotation, biological process: response to light stimulus; melatonin biosynthetic process; circadian rhythm. The coding region runs from base 215 to 703 and encodes 162 amino acids. Gene Ontology annotation, molecular function: aralkylamine N-acetyltransferase activity. Lineage: Eukaryota; Metazoa; Chordata; Mammalia; Artiodactyla; Physeteridae. The transcript has 2 exons. Gene Ontology annotation, cellular component: cytoplasm. The record is from RefSeq and is a predicted model, not a curated record.